UCUCUUUCUUGACAGCUCCUAGACUGUUUUGUCAUCCCAGUGGUGAUACUGCUCUCCUGGUUCUUCUUACUGGUACGAUACAAGGCAGUACAUUUCAUUGGGAUCGUGGUCUGCAUUCUGGGCAUGGGCUGCAUGGCAGGAGCAGAUGUCCUCGUUGGGAGACAGCAAGGAGCAGGUGAAAAUAAACUGAUAGGGGAUCUCUUGGUACUGGGCGGAGCAACGCUAUAUGGCAUCUCAAACGUUUGUGAGGAGUAUAUCGUCCGAAAUCUGAGUCGAGUGGAAUUCCUGGGCAUGAUCGGACUCUUUGGCUCCUUCUUCAGUGGAAUUCAGCUUGCAAUCAUGGAACACAAAGAGCUGUUGAAAGUUCCCUGGGAUUGGCAAAUAGGCUUGUUGUAUGUUGGCUUUAGCGCCUGUAUGUUUGGCCUCUACAGUUUUAUGCCAGUGGUCAUAAAGAAAACCAGUGCUACUGCCGUCAACCUCUCCCUACUCACGGCUGACCUGUACAGCCUCUUCUGUGGAUUAUUCCUCUUCCACUACAAGUAUCCAACUCUAUAUCUUCAAUCCUUUUUUUAAAUUCUCACUACAUUGAUCUUUUUAUACAAUUUUGAUAUUCAAAACUUCCCUAGCUAUCUGUAA
Cariama cristata (Red-legged seriema) is the source of this 636-nucleotide messenger RNA. It is a transcript of the gene SLC35F1, whose product is annotated as solute carrier family 35, member F1. The record is from RefSeq and is a predicted model, not a curated record. Gene Ontology annotation, biological process: transmembrane transport. Lineage: Eukaryota; Metazoa; Chordata; Aves; Cariamiformes; Cariamidae. The annotation marks the transcript as partial. Gene Ontology annotation, cellular component: membrane. Gene Ontology annotation, molecular function: transmembrane transporter activity. The transcript is spliced from 5 exons.